Messenger RNA from Corythoichthys intestinalis (scribbled pipefish), 1318 nucleotides. Its product is annotated as apolipoprotein A-I-like. Gene Ontology annotation, biological process: lipoprotein metabolic process; lipid transport. The transcript is spliced from 4 exons. Gene Ontology annotation, cellular component: extracellular region. The coding region runs from base 116 to 907 and encodes 263 amino acids. NCBI's taxonomy places the organism in Eukaryota, Metazoa, Chordata, Actinopteri, Syngnathiformes, Syngnathidae. Gene Ontology annotation, molecular function: lipid binding. The record is from RefSeq and is a predicted model, not a curated record.
GCGCUCACGUCUUCCCCCACCUCCAUGCAAGGACCCAUCCCAUAUCUGAGCACUAUAUAAGGACUACUUUUGUUCAAGUUGGCAGUUUCGUCAAGAACUCCACCAGACCUCCAUCAUGAAGUUUGCAACUCUCGCUCUCACCUUGCUUCUGGCCAUUGGUUCUCAGGCUGCUUCCCUGCAGGCUGAUGCACCCAUGCCACUUCAGCAUGCCCGGGCUGUUGUGGACCUCUAUGUGACUCAAAUUAAGGAAAGUGCCAAAAGAGCGCUAAAUAACCUUGAUGGUACAGAGUACGAAGGUUACAAGCUUAAGAUUGCUGAAGGUAUUGAUGAACUCCACACUAAGCUCAAAGCCAUGCAAGCGCAAGUUUCUCCCUUAACGGACAAUGUGGUUCAGACAAUUGCAGAGGCUACUCAGGAUUUCAGAAACAAAGUUGAGGCUGAUAUAGCUGCUUUGCAGACGCAACUUGAACCAAUGAAAGCCAACCUCAACGCAGUCAUUAAUAAGCACAUCGAAGAAUACAGUGAAGUUCUUUCGCCUGUCAUUAGCGAAUACCAGGCUAAGCAUGCGGCUGAAAUGGAGGAUCUGAGAGUAAAGCUGGAGCCCAUUAUGGAAAACCUGAGAACAAAGAUAGCUACAAACGUUGAGGAGACCAAGAGUGCUCUAAUGCCCAUAAUUGAAGCUGUGAGAGUGAAGGUCGGUGAAAACACUGAGGCCCUAAAACAAGCUGUUAGCCCAUAUGUGGAUGAAUAUAAAGACCAAAUUAUGAAAGCCAAAGGUCAAAUACAAUCCAUGAAUGGAGAUGAAUUCACUGCACUGACAGAGAAGAUCAGUCCCAUGUUUGGCGAGAUAAAGGAAAAAUUCCAAGCCAUCUGCGCAGCCAUCAUGGAAAGCUUCAGUAAGAACUAAAUUCUGGGCCAGCUGUCCUGUCAAACUGACCUCUUUUAUACCUGUCAGGUCUAGACAAUAUAUUCACACUUUAUAAAGUAUCAAUUUUCUUCCAGUGCAAGUAUCUACAUUAUAAACCCUCAAGAAGCAGAAGCCUAACUGAUGCACUUUCUAGCAACACAAUGGCUGGACUCUUUCUUUCUCUCAUGUAAACACAUUUCUUAAUACGCUCAAGGUCAAGCACCACAUUUAUGAAUACAUACACACUAAGCACAGGCAUGCUUUCAAUGUCACAGACCUAUGCCAAAUACUGACCUUUUGGUGUAUUCAUUUUAUAUGACUUAUCACAAGCAACUGUGUGAUGGUGCUUGUUUCAUGUAAAUUGCUUUGGCAAAAGACAGCUGAAUAAACAUCUUCCUGUUUAUUGAACAA